GUGGCUAGAGGUGGAGGGCGCGUCAGUGUUGGGGCUGAAGGACCCGCCUCCGCGUGCCGUGUGCAAAAACAAACAGCCGUUAGGGAGGAGGUGCUGGGGGCGGAGUUCUGGUUAGAAAAAGGCUCGCGAUUGGGCAGUAGCUGGGGUUCAAACCAGCAAGGUGGGCGACCAUUGGCCGUAGUGGCUCGAGGCGGGCCCCGGUUAUUGUCCGGUCCGGCGGCGGCGGCGGUCCGAGCUGCGAGAGCGGCUGCGGCGGCGCGGGGCGGCAGCGGGUGGUCGCGCGGCCGAGCGGAGGCAGAGGCGGCCGAGACCAUGGCUGGAGGCAAAGCUGGAAAGGAUAGUGGGAAGGCCAAGGCCAAGGCAGUGUCUCGCUCACAAAGAGCUGGACUACAGUUUCCUGUGGGCCGCAUCCACAGACACUUGAAGACUCGCACCACAAGCCACGGACGGGUGGGUGCCACUGCUGCCGUCUAUAGUGCUGCGAUUCUGGAGUACCUCACUGCUGAGGUGCUGGAGCUGGCAGGUAAUGCUUCCAAGGAUCUUAAAGUAAAGCGUAUCACUCCACGUCACUUGCAGCUUGCAAUACGUGGUGAUGAAGAGUUGGACUCUCUUAUCAAGGCUACCAUCGCUGGGGGUGGUGUGAUCCCUCAUAUCCACAAAUCUCUGAUUGGAAAGAAGGGACAGCAGAAAACUGCUUAGAGGGUUGUUUUAACUAACCCUCUUCCUCCCCGUCAUUGUACUGUAACUGAGACAGAAGAUAACAAUGGGGAUAUGUGGAAUUUUUAAAAACAGUUAAAUGGAAAGGCAUAGACAAUUACUGUAGACAUACUAAAAAAAGAAACAUUUGUAUGUUCUUAGACUCGAAGUUUGAUAAAGUACCUUUUCAUGUGGUGA
Molecule: messenger RNA, 894 nt
Organism: Sciurus carolinensis (gray squirrel)
Lineage: Eukaryota; Metazoa; Chordata; Mammalia; Rodentia; Sciuridae
Product: histone H2A.V
Exons: 5
Coding region: 313-699 (128 amino acids)
Cellular component (GO): nucleosome
Molecular function (GO): protein heterodimerization activity; structural constituent of chromatin; DNA binding
Source: RefSeq, a predicted model, not a curated record